This is a messenger RNA of Mizuhopecten yessoensis (Yesso scallop), 278 nucleotides long. Its product is annotated as succinate--CoA ligase [ADP-forming] subunit beta, mitochondrial-like. The transcript has 2 exons. Bases 9 to 278 code for a protein of 89 amino acids. The record is from RefSeq and is a predicted model, not a curated record. Lineage: Eukaryota; Metazoa; Mollusca; Bivalvia; Pectinida; Pectinidae.
AUUCGAAUAUGGCGUCCGCUCUAUUUCGGACCGGUGGACUGAUAGCAGAAAAAGUUAACUUACAGACUACUCACAGGGUUCUGGCUGCCUUUUCUCCCACAUCAUCAUGUAAACCACAGCAGCAGCAGAGGAACCUUUCCAUCCAUGAGUAUCUCAGUUUUGGCCUUUUGAAGGAUGCAGACAUCCCCAUACCCAAGUACAGAGUAUGUGGGAAUCCAGCAGAUGUGCAGGAAAUGGCUACGGACCUUAGUAAGCAAGCAAUAUCAUGGUUUUCUUGA